Messenger RNA from Penicillium longicatenatum, 1746 nucleotides. RefSeq lists its product as uncharacterized. The coding region runs from base 1 to 1746 and encodes 581 amino acids. The transcript has a single exon. NCBI's taxonomy places the organism in Eukaryota, Fungi, Ascomycota, Eurotiomycetes, Eurotiales, Aspergillaceae. The record is from RefSeq and is a predicted model, not a curated record.
AUGCAUGACAUAGAGUGCAUGCUCUGUUUCCUAUGUAUUGGCAUUCUCUGGGGCCUUACACAGGCGAGGGCUAUUCCCGCUGAUUUGAUUUCGGCCAGGCAAGCGACAGAGUCUACAAGCUCAAGGAUUUUGAACGUCAGCGAUGGAACAGCCAGGGGAUUUCUGUGGUCAUCCAUCGGACUCGCUGUUCUAACGGCUCUCCUUCAAGGACUUGUCACUGCCCUUGCUUUGAUGACCGAAUCGUCUAAUCAGUGGACAUUUAGAUUUCGGUUGGCAAAGAUCGAGCACUGGUGGUGGACAACAGUGUCAGGGCUUCUCCUCAUAUCUUUGAUUCUCAUUAUUUUAUCAUUUGCGACAGGCAAUGGGAAUGAAUCAAUAUCUGUUCUGGUCCUCUCCUCCACGACAUUCCUGACGAUUGUGCGAUACAUGCUUCCUUCAUGGCGGGCUCGUCAUUACAUCUACAACCGCUGGCUUGCAUGGUCUGGGCCAAGCCGGACGGCCGUGAAGAUAGCCGAGAUGACAUACUGUGGCACGAUGGAUGACUGGCGAAAGCUAUCGAAGAUGACAGUGAUAGCGGAAGGCAAAAGUGUCCCCUCUGACUACUAUGGAUGGCAUUUGUUCCCCUUGAAGGGGAUUGCACAGGAUCCCACGGAUAUACUGAAAGACGUGAACACCACGGCGCUCCGACCAGGGACUUUAUCUAGGACAAUCGACUACAUUUACAACGACGGCUAUGACCAGGAUACUGUCUCGCUGCUCUGGGGUGCGGAAGCACAAGGCUUCCAACCCAGAGUUUCCCGAUCGGUCUCAGCAAUGACCUCAAGCCUUUUGCGGUCUCAACCCUUCACCAGUGAGGGCUAUGCUGGAGAAGGAUUCUGUCUUGCCAUGGGCAUUCUCGGACGCAAUAAAGGUCUCAAACCGGGAAAUAUUGUCUUCAAAAUGACCCGUGAUAUCUCGGGUAGUCUUGAGCAAAAGUCAGCUUGGCGUCCUCGGCCGUCAAAGACACUUCGAAGCUACUAUUGGAAAACACUUGAUGCUCAAUACCAUGGUCUCGGCGUCGAAUUUGUUGACGCGGCAGUUGAGUUGAGUCUCAUACUUAUGGAUGCAUAUGAGCCUGCUAUUGCUGCUUGGCUUCAGGCUGGAUGCGAGCAUCAGAGCUUUGAGAUCAACAAGACUUUGCAGUCCCUUAAGGCGACUCCCGCCGAGCUCCGCGCUCAUUACGAAUCCAGUUAUGUAUCCAUGAUAAUAUCCCUUAACAAUAUGAGGGAUAAGCAACUUGGUCGCAAAAACCAUGAGGUGGCUCAAGCAAAGCGACCAGACAUUAUCUGCCUUGCACUUCGACUUAAGGCUCUGGGUGUUGAAAACCCUCCACACUGGUGGAAUAGUCCCGAAAUCGACGGUUACCUUGCUGGUGAGCGACAACAUCUGGAUCAUGAUUGGUAUCAAGAUGCUGCAAAGUUACUGGGCCUUGCUGCAUAUCCUGAGGGGCUUGAAAAUGGACAUUGGAAUGGUACGCCUAAGCCACCAUCAGCUCCCGGUCAGUCUAAUGGCUCGGCCUCGGGCUUGAGCGACCCCACCACCAUCGCAGCAGUCCCAAGCCAGUCCAAUAUUGCGGUCGAAGAUCCCAUUACCGGUGACGUAGAGUUGAAGGAACUGACUAUGCCCCCGAAUGACAUCAAUGUGCAGGAAAUGAUCACUAGGAUUCGAUCUACAGAACAAGAUCGGGUUGUUACUGGUUCGGGAUAA